UGCUUUCUUGUGGCGGGGCUCCUUGUAAAUGUGCUCAGUGACGGGGAGGGAUUUGCCUGUGAUGGACUGGGCUGUGUCCACUACUUUCUGCAGACUUUUCUGUCCUGGGCGUUUCUUGGCUGACUUCCACUCUGUGCCAGUGGCAGAAGGAGCAUGAGUUAUAGUUUGUGGUUUGUGGUUGAGUAUCUGGACCUUUAAGUCAGAUGUGCAUGUGGAUGACAUGGGUGAUACAGCGAUCUUCUGAUGUUUAUAGCUCAGCCUAUUAACCACAAUCGGUGAGGUCAUUCACUCGUUCCUGGGGUGACAUUAGGCACUGGUGCAUCUGGCCUCACCUCCCUCAGUCUUUGCUGGCUUCCUCCGUAGCCAACAUCCAGAACCUCUCUCUGCGUGUCCGCCUGUUCCUCGGGUUCUCCAGGUGGGCUUCAGUGAAACAGGAAGCGGGCACCUUUUGGCCUUUGUACGUGUGGAGACUACAGGCAUUGCCAACAGCAGGUACCCAUCCACAAACUGAAGGUGUAAUUCAGAACGGAUACAGACUCGAGGCUGUGGUCAACAUAGCUCAACUGCAGGAUUUCUGAUCGACCUACAGCUUUCGAUCUUCAGGACUCACAGUUUGUCCUGACGAAGGGUCUCGGCCUGAAACGUCGACUGCGCCUCUUCCUAUAGAUGCUGCCUGGCCUGCUGCGUUCACCAGCAACUUUGAUGUGUGUUGCUUGAAUUUCCAGCAUCUGCAGAAUUCCUGUUGUUUUUGUUCAUGGAAAAUUAUAUAAAAGAGGCUGUUGAAGUCAGCAUCAGACCAGUGGAAAGAUGACAAAGCUUCUUCCUGCAACAGCGGUGGUCUUGCUGGCGUGCCUGCAACUGGGCUCUGCCUACAGACUGGUUUGCUACUUCACAAACUGGGCUCAGUACAGACCCGGAGAGGGGAAAUACCUGCCCAAGAAUGUGGACCCCUGCCUGUGCACGCAUGUGAUCUACGCCUUCGCCGGGAUGAAGAACAACGAGAUCACCACCUACGAAUGGAACGACCCGAAACUCUACCACGAAAUCAACAGCCUUAAGAACAAGAACGCAAACCUCAAGACUCUCCUGUCGAUCGGUGGCUGGAACUUUGGAACUCGGAGAUUCACCACGAUGGUGGCCUCAGCAGGAACUCGCCAGAUCUUCAUAAAGUCUGUGAUCAGCUUCCUGAGGGGUUAUGGCUUUGAUGGUUUGGACCUCGAUUGGGAAUAUCCUGGGUCUAGAGGGAGUCCUGCUGUUGAUAAACACCUCUAUACCGUUCUGGUCCAGGAACUGAUGGCGGCCUUUGAGGCUGAGGGUAGGAGCAGUGGGAAGCCAAGACUGUUGCUGGCAGCGGCUGUGGCCGGUGGAAAGAGUACCAUCGAUGCUGGCUAUGAGAUUCCUCAGCUUGGACAGGUUCUGGACUUCAUCAGUGUGAUGACCUACGACUUCUACGGACCCUGGAGACAUGUGACAGGGGAGAAUAGCCCCCUCUACCCCUUCCCUAAUAACCAGGAUCACACCAACCUGUACUUCAAUGUGGAAUAUGCAAUGAACUAUUGGAAGAACCAAGGAGCCCCAGCAGAGAAGCUGAAUGUUGGUUUCCCCACAUACGGACACACCUUCUGGCUGACCUCAUCCGACACUGGGGUCUUUGCCCCAGCAAGGGGGGCUGGGCCAGCUGGCAAAUACACCAGGCAGGCCGGGUUUUUGGCUUACUAUGAGAUCUGUACGUUGUUGAAUGGCGCCACCGAAGUGUGGAAUGCCCCACAGGUGACUCCGUACGCCUUCAAAAAUAGAAUCUGGGUCGGGUAUGACAACCAGAAGAGUUUUGGAGACAAGGUCGAGUGGCUGAAGAGGAACAACUUUGGAGGAGCCAUGGUGUGGGAUAUUGCCCUGGACGACUUCACUGGCACCUUCUGUCACCAGGGACCCUACCCUCUCAUUAACACUCUGCACAAUGGCCUCGGGAUUUCUGGAGAUUGCGUUCCGUCCAAGACAACGUUGGCUCCGGCAGUUCCUCCCACUCAGGCCCCAGGCGGUGGUGGGGGCAGUGGCGGUGGUGGGGGCAGUGGCGGUGGUGGGGGCGGCGGCAGUGGCUUCUGCGCCAGCAAGGCUGAUGGUAUCUACGCUGAUCCCAAGGACAGGAACGCAUUUUACCAGUGCGUCAGUGGAAGGUCCUAUCUGAGGCACUGCAUAAGGGUGCUGGUCUUUGAUCCUUCCUGUCAAUGCUGCAACUGGCCUUAAAGAGCAGACUCCACUUACCUCCGCUGGAUAACAACAGCAAGAUGAUGCUGCUUCAUCAACUGUCAUGCUCAGAGAUAAUUCUUGCAGUUGAAACAAUAAAAUAAAGUGAUUAUUUCCAGCAGAUAAAUGGUGCUUGUUUAAGGUUUAAAUUCAACAGGUUCAGCUGGAAGGAGUUCCUCUGCAUACACUCAGUGGCCAUUUUACUAGAUACCUCCUGUACCUAAUAAAGUGGCCACUCAGUUUGUGCUCAUGGUCUUCUGCUGCUGUAGUCCAACCACCUCAAGGUUCAACGUGUUGUGCAUUCAGAGACACUCUUCUGCCCACCACUGUUGUAAUGUGUGAUCAUUUGAGUUAGUGUCACCUUCCUGUCAGCUUGAACCAAUCUCCUCUGACAUCUCGCAUUAACAAUCAGGAUCUGAUUGAAACGUAUAAGAUCCUAAAGGGAUUGGACAGGCUAGAUGCAGGAAGAUUGUUCCCGAUGUUGGGGAAGUCCAGAACAAGGGGUCACAGUUUGAGGAUGGAGGGGAAGCCUUUUAGGACCGAGAUUAGGAAAAACUUCUUCACACAGAGAGUGGUGAAUCUGUGGAAUGCUCUGCCACAGGAAACAGUUGGGGCCAGUUCAUUGGCUAUAUUUAAGAGGGAGUUAGAUAUGGCCCUUGUGGCUACGGGGAUCAGGGGGUAUGGAGGGAAGGCUGGGGGUAGGGUUCUGAGUUGGAUGAUCAGCCAUGAUCAUAAUAAAUGGCGGUGCAGGCUCGAAGGGCCGAAUGGCCUACUCCUGCACCUAUUUUCUAUGUUUCUAUGUUUCUAUGUUAUCUUAAUUCUGUGCACAUGUGUGUUUAUCAUUGCUGAACUGUUGCAUUUAUUAUCCUUUCGAUUACUGUGUUGCUUGUUUCUUUAAUAAAACUUUCUUAGUUCUAGUAAUC
Mobula hypostoma (lesser devil ray) is the source of this 3167-nucleotide messenger RNA. RefSeq names its product acidic mammalian chitinase-like. NCBI's taxonomy places the organism in Eukaryota, Metazoa, Chordata, Chondrichthyes, Myliobatiformes, Myliobatidae. The coding region runs from base 808 to 2244 and encodes 478 amino acids. Gene Ontology annotation, biological process: carbohydrate metabolic process; chitin catabolic process. Gene Ontology annotation, cellular component: extracellular region. The record is from RefSeq and is a predicted model, not a curated record. The transcript has 15 exons. Gene Ontology annotation, molecular function: chitinase activity; chitin binding.